Messenger RNA from Colius striatus (speckled mousebird), 14690 nucleotides. RefSeq names its product SH3 and PX domains 2A (gene SH3PXD2A). The record is from RefSeq and is a predicted model, not a curated record. Gene Ontology annotation, molecular function: superoxide-generating NADPH oxidase activator activity; protein binding; phosphatidylinositol binding. Bases 1 to 3324 code for a protein of 1107 amino acids. The transcript is spliced from 15 exons. Gene Ontology annotation, biological process: superoxide anion generation. NCBI's taxonomy places the organism in Eukaryota, Metazoa, Chordata, Aves, Coliiformes, Coliidae.
AUGCUGUCCUACGGCGUGUUGGACGCCAACGUGGUGGACGUGGAGAAGCGGAGGAACCCCUCGAAGCACUACGUCUAUAUCAUCAACGUAACAUGGUCUGACCUGACUUCCCAGAUCAUCUACCGGAGAUACAGCAAGUUCUUUGACCUGCAGAUGCAACUUCUGGACAAGUUCCCUAUUGAAGGAGGCCAGAAAGACCCCAAGCAAAGAAUUAUCCCUUUUCUACCAGGCAAGAUCCUGUUCCGAAGGAGCCAUGUCCGAGACGUAGCUGUGAAGAGGCUGAAGCCCAUCGAUGAGUACUGCAGGGCGCUGGUUCGGCUUCCUCCUCACAUUUCACAGUGCGAUGAAGUCUUCAGGUUCUUCGAGGCUCGCCCAGAAGACCUUAACCCUCCAAAAGAGGACUAUGGCUCUUCAAAGAGAAAAUCAGUUUGGAUGUCCACUUUGUCUGAGACUCCAAAAAAGAGUGUCACUCCAGGUGCUGAUGCUAGCUCUGAACCCAUGAUCCUGGAGCAAUAUGUGGUGGUGUCCAACUAUGAGAAGCAAGAGAACUCUGAGAUCAGCCUCCAGGCUGGAGAGGUCGUGGAUGUCAUAGAGAAAAACGAAAGUGGUUGGUGGUUUGUGAGCACAGCAGAGGAGCAGGGCUGGGUCCCUGCUACAUACCUGGAAUCCCAAAAUGGAACCAGAGAUGACUCUGACAUCAACACAUCCAAACUUGGGGAAGUUUCUAAGCGGCGCAAGGCUCACCUGAGACGCCUGGACCGGCGAUGGACGCUAGGCGGGAUAGUCAACAGGCAGCAGAGUCGAGAAGAGAAAUAUGUCACUAUCCAGCCGUACGCCAGCCAGGGGAAGGAUGAGAUUGGGUUCGAAAAAGGGGUCACCGUGGAGGUCAUCCAAAAGAACCUGGAAGGAUGGUGGUACAUCAGGUAUCUAGGCAAAGAGGGCUGGGCCCCAGCUUCAUAUCUGAAGAAGGCUAAAGAUGAUCUUCCAUCUAGGAAAAAGAACUUAACUGGGCCAGUGGAAAUCAUAGGAAACAUUAUGGAGAUCAGUAACCUGCUGAACAAGAAAUCAUCCACUGACAAGGAAACUCAAGCAGAAAAUGAGACUGCAGAAACUCACAUCACCAAGAAGGAAAUCAGUUUGCCCAUCCUGUGCAAUGACUCUAAUGGCAAUGCUAUGAUGACUCCAGACAAGCAAGCUUCCAAACUGGCCCAGGGGUCCCCAGCCAUAGCAAGGAUAGCACCCCAAAGAGCUCAAAUAAGUUCUCCAAAUCUAAGAACAAGGCCACCCCCACGAAGAGAAUCCAGUCUGGGUUUUCAGUUGCCCAAACCACCAGAGCCACCCUCUGUGGAAGUGGAAUACUACACCAUUGCAGAGUUCCAGUCGUGUAUCUCUGAUGGUAUAAGCUUUCGUGGAGGACAAAAAGCAGAGGUUAUAGAGAAGAAUUCUGGUGGCUGGUGGUACGUGCAGAUUGGAGAGAAGGAAGGGUGGGCUCCAGCAUCUUACAUUGACAAGAGGAAGAAGCCAAAUUUAAACAGAAGAACCAGUACUUUAACCCGCCCAAAAGUUCCUCCCCCAGCACCUCCCAGUAAACCAAAAGACCCUGAAGAAGGAACAACUCCUGGAACAGUUCCUUUGGGAGAUACCCAGGACUCUCCCCACAAGCUGAAAUACGAAGAACCCGAGUACGAUGUGCCUGCCUUUGGCUUCGACUCGGAGUGUGAAGUGAGUGAAAGUCAUCGUGAAGAGGGCACUCCUGAAAAAAGACUCUUUCAGCCCCUCAAGCCCUCUCCCGUGUCAUCGCUUCAGAAAGCAAAGUUCAAGGCAGGAGAGUCUUCAGAUGAUGUUGCUCACGAAGAAGAGACCAUCUAUGAGAACGAGGGCUUCAGGCGUUACGCAGAAGAUGGUUUGUCCAAUAAAGAAUCUAGUGGAGACUCUGAUUCUCAGAAAAGCUCCUCUCUCUCCUUGAUCCGAAGGAAUUCUCCGUCUUCCAGCUCUCCUAAAUCAUCACUUGUGAAGCUUAAGACAGACAAAAAUAUCCAGCCUGAUCUUGGAAAAUGUCAUUAUUCCAGGAGCGAGGAGACAAAGCCGAGGUCAGCUUCAGACGUCGGCUUACGUAGCGUGCCGCGAGCAGGCAUGAAGAAAGAGCCCGUGCAGAGUCCUUCCAUCAGAGCGAAGCCAAUCGUUAGGCCCAAACCCUUCCUGAGCAAGGCAGACUCUCAGAGCCAAGAAAAGAUGGAUAUCAGCACUUUAAGGCGUCAGCUGAGGCCAACUGGACAACUCAGAGGGGGACUUAAAGGUUCAAGAAGUGAAGAGUCUGAGAGCCCCCCACACACAGCUUCUGAGAACCAAGACGAUCCCGUUAGGAGGAGCUCAGCUGAUCUCAUUACAGCUCCUUCCCGGGGCAUCUUCUGCUCCAGCCAUCCAGCCAAAACUGAGCAAGAAAAUGACUCCAGAUGUUUCUAUGUGACCACUGACUCAUACCAAAAGGUACAGGAUUCAGAAAUUUGCUUCCCAGCAGGAGUGGAAGUGGAAGUGCUGGAAAAGCAAGCGAGCGGAUGGUGGUAUCUGAAAUACGGAGACACGGAAGGCUGGGCUCCUUCCCAUUAUUUGGCUCUCCCUGAUAACCAGCGAGAAACCACAGCAGCAGAGACUGAUGCCUCGUUUGCCAGGAACAGGAAAAACGAAAACAAGUCAAACAGUUUAGAGAAGAUAGAGAAGAGGGUUCAGGCUUUGAACACCAUCAACCAGAGCAAGCGCGCAACGCCGCCCAUCCCAAGCAAACCCCCCGGGGGGUUUUCUAAACCAUCAGGGCCAGUCAAAAUGAGGAAUGGUGUGAGGCAGAUUGCCGUCCGGCCCCAGUCAGUCUUUGUGUCUCCACCACCCAAGGAAAACAACCUGUCGUGCUCCUUGCGCAGAAAUGAGUCUUUAACAGCUACGGAUCAUCUGAGGAACGUCCGCCGGAAUUCCUCCUUCAGCAACGCGUGGGCGCAGCCUGGUGACGCGAAGGGAAAGCAGCCUGAGAAGUCGGGCACUGAGGGCUCGGAGACCACCUCCAACCUCCCCACCCAGAGAAACGGGAUUCCUGUGUCCACAGUCAGGCCAAAGCCCAUCGAGAAAUCCCAGUUCAUCCACAACAAUCUCAAGGACAUCUACGUUUCCAUUGCAGACUAUGAAGGGGAUGAAGAGACUGCAGGGUUUCAGGAAGGUGUCUGCAUGGAGGUCCUCGAAAGGAACCCAAAUGGCUGGUGGUACUGCCAGAUCAUGAAUGGUGUGAAGCCAUUCAAAGGCUGGGUGCCCUCAAAUUACUUGGAGAAAAAGAACUAAUAUUGCAAUAUCCUUUAACCUCUCUAAUUUAUACUGUUCCUGCUGUGUACAUGUGGAAAAAAACCCCCUAAUUGCUACACAAAAAGACGUUUCCCUGUGCUCCAGUCUGUACAAAGGGACAAAGGAGUCUAUGCUGAGGACAAAUCUGCCAUGUUCUGGAGAGGUUUGUGGGGUUAACGUGUCGUGAGGAAGGUGCAGCAUAGUCAAAUGCCUUUUUGUGAAGUUGUUAAUAAUCUUGUCUGUGUAACAGGGUAUAACAUCCCAUCUUUCCCAUUAUUGAUAAGAAACCAAACGUGUGCCUUUCGUGAGAGAGAAAUACACAUGCAUCUACUUGGGGAGUUUGUGCCAAACUGUUUUACAAUCUUGGCUCCCUUUCUCCUCAUUUUUGUCCAUACGUGGAAUACCCAAAAGUUUUGGAUGCGUUUCCACAACUUACAGUGCGAAGUGAAUGGAAGUUUCUGAAACACAGAGGGACUCUAAGCCUUUGGAGAUGCUCACUUUUUUUGUUGUUUUCAACAGUUGGUUGGUCCAGAGUUGGAGCCUUUUCGUCGCAGAGAGAUUUGGUCUCUGACUUCAGAGCUGUGUUUUGUUGUUACUGCCAACUCACCGGAAAAGGCAAUCUGGUGGGGUUGGGUGGGGGCUUUUUGUUUCUUUUCCUUCUGUCUUGUUCUUUGAGUUGGGAUUUCAGGUGUUGUAGGGCAGCAAUGCCUACUGGUGCUUGUAAACACAAACCUACAAACCCCACGCUUAAGCACGUCGGUUACUUCGUAGGCUCCAUAUUUAGUUCGGUGUCUGACUCCUGCCAGGUGAUCUGGUUGAUUCUCUUCCCAGAGCUGGGUUUCUCAAAACUCAUCAUAAUAUCAAAAUGUACAAAAGGUCCUUUAACACACUAAAGACAAAGCUGUCAAAUGUGUUCUGCCUUUGUGAUCCUGGUCCAAAUCCAAGCGUGCUGACUGCUGGCAGGGCCCACCGAGGUAUUAGUUAGAAAUAGCUGUAACCUUCUGCAACAUCAGUGUUUACAAUGGGGGGGAGGGGGGAGAAAGCCAUCAAAUUCAGUCUGCACAUUCUUAAUUUGUAUAUUUUUGGGGAAUUGUUCUUCUGUGUUUUGGUUUUGUCUUCUCUGUGCAUUCUGGAUUUACUUUAUUUUUGUCUUGUUUUACUAGAAGAGACUUAAAACUGAAGCAGGAGCCAAAUAUGUGUUUCUGUUCCCACUUGAAUCCAAAAGAAAGUACAUUGUACUGGAAAGUGUACUCGGGCUUCUUGGGCUCAGAGGUUUAAUAUCAAAACAAUUAGGUCUAGAAUGCAUCUAACCAGGAAGCUGCCUCUUCUAGUUCCAUUUCUGUUAACCUUUCUUAACUCAUGCUUUGAAACGUGGCACACGGUGGGGAUGGUGUGGUGGGAUAUGGAAGAGGUAUCCAUUGGAAAAGGCUAGGAAAAUGGAGUUACUGGUGAGGUAGCCAACUUUUUGUACUGUAAACGCCAUGGGCUAAAUCCCUGCUGUACUUGAGGAAGUCGUGCUUUUUCUGUUUUUUAAUGGCCUUGUUAAUCACUCAAGAUCAAUAUCUAGUUCCUUUAAAUAAUAGGCAGCAUUGUAAAUGUGUUUUAAGGGAGAGGAGGCAGACCAAUUUCACUACUGGUUUACACAAAAUGAUACGUGCCCCUCUUUUUCUUUUUUCCACCAGAGUUUCAUACCAGUUUGGCUUGGAAAGGUGAAGGUUAUAAAGACUUUAAAAUAGCUGGGAUCAAGGAGCUGAGUAAAAUAGCACCACGGUAUCGUGUGUUACUGGGGAUGUUUCUCUGCCAAAAAAAAAUUACACCAUUUACACGUUGUUCUUGUCUUUAUUAUCUUUUGUGUGUGGUUUGGGGUUUUUUGCUAAUGUCCAUGGUAACAUUGAGAGAGUUGCCUCCAGCUAACCUGACUGAUGUCCUUUUGGUAGCUGAAAAAAACACCAUCCAAGCGCCACAACUGGCUAUGAACAGUGCUGUGGUUCGAGCAGCUCUCUGCAUCCAGGUGGGGAGGGAGGCUCUUAGGUUGGGAUUCCUUUGAAUUGUGGUGGCAGGAGAAGGAGGUGUAUCUGCACAACAGCUCCUAUCACAGUGUGCAGGGUCCUCUUUGUACCUUAACGUCUUACCGUGUAAUAUAUAGGUAUAUAUCCAGUUAGCUACAUCUUCCUGGGUGUGUAUCUGAGGCAUUGUGGCCCCGUCUCUCAUACUUCUCCCCAGUUGUAGUUGUACUAAUAUGGUAGCAGCCAUUAAAGACUGCUGGAGCUGUUGUGAGAUUAUAAUAGAAGUAUUAUAUUCUUCUGCUGGACAGUAUUAAAUAGAGCAAUACAUAGAGUUAUCUGCUAGAUUGCAGUACUAAUAGUAGUGACUUAGUGACUCGUAUUAAUGUUGUUAUGAUUUAUUUUAACAAUAAUGAUGCGGAAGUGGUUCAUUAUUUUGAAUUAAUGCACUUUAACAAUAAAAGAAACCAAAAUGGAAGCCAAUGCAGAGAACUAAGUGCAUUAUUUAAAGGUGCAGUAUAUAAUUAUCAUUUUCUUGAAGCACAUAUUUAUUAAGAAUUAACUUAUUUAAAAUAUUCUAAAGUUUUGUUUAAAGACAUUCCCACCAGGUCAUCUCUUUGGGGGGAUGUAAAAGCACAGCUCCCAGAUCUUCUGCAUUGAGCCACUGAAUUCUCUGAGUGUGGUGUGGCAUGACGAGAGCCCCUACCCAGGGAGAGGAGAGCAGCACGCAGAGGACAGAGCCCAGCCUACUAUCAGGCGUUGCGUUUGCACCCAGCAAAGCCGAGCCUGGAGCGCCUCUGAACUGCAGAGUCCUUGCAGGACUUGGAGUGACAGCGCUGGUUUUGGCAGAGGGUUGUGGUGCCUGGCUGCCCUGUGCCUCACAUGAGGUUGGUCCCCAGUGGAUGCAGGUUAGUGUGAGGGCUUCAGGAUCUGCCAGUGAAACACGGGCCAGGUCUGUAGCAGACGUAAGUCUGGCCCCCAAUUCCCUUUGCACCUUGCUGGAUCGCUUGUGCAGCUCUGGCUUUUGCAGGGAGGUGGUUUGCUGAGCUCCAGGCAGCACAGGGGAUGAGGCAGUGAGGGGCCUGCAGUACUGCCAGGGUUUUCUCAAGCUGCAGGCCAGUGUCCUGCGGCUCAAUUGCUCCUUUAGCCCAUCUCAAAAGCUUCAUGGACUGCAAAACCAUGCUCCUGACCUCCCUCCUCCCUCUGCCCCCACUUGCACCAGCCGAAAGGAUGGGAUGCAAAUGACCUACUUGAUGCUAGAAAUGAAUGUGGGCCACUGCCUGGCACGCCAGGCUUCCCACCUGGUGGGAAAGCUCUGGUUUGGGCUUCCCUUUAUUUGGUGGCUGUUUUGAUCACUUGUGUUUGACAGGGCACUUUUAAAGCAAAUACCUCCAGUGCAGUUUCCCCGGUUCCUACCUUACCAUUGUCACAGCAUCUCUCACUGAUCUCUUUUGUUUGGUUGGUUUUGAUUCUUUCCACUGAGAGAUAUCAGGAAAAGGAUUGUCCACCAGUGAGCAGCCAGCUUUGGUUGGCUCCACUGAGACCUGAAAUGGCAAAUCUUUUCCACUGUUACCUGUGAAACAGAGGGAAAGGCCUUAAGCUAAAUCAGAAAAGCUGACUGCAGGGCAGGAAAACCUGGCAGGGUGCCUCAGAGGACAGCAUAGUGCUUAGAAGUGUUUUAGCUCUUUUCUAAAAUGUUGAUGUCGCCUUAAGCUUUAUUUACUAAAUUUGUCAGAACUGACACUGGAUCAAGAGCAAUAUUUAAACGUAACGUACACCUCAGUGAACACUCAAUGCAGAAAUCAAUAGUACUGUUUGAAAUUUCUCUCUGUCUGGUUUACUUGGUGAACCAGACGAAGAGGAAGAGCUCUGCAGGGCUUGGGCAAAGCCGUUUGCAGCUGAAGGGGGCCCUCCUCCGGGGCGAGAGGCGGCUGCUGCCACCGCCUCGCUCUCGCCCGCUGUCCGUGCUUUCCAAAACAAAGUCUUGAAUUUGGACCAGCAGAAAACUCCCAACGCCAGAGAAUCGAAAUUUUAAGAAUGUGAAAAUUGUGUCUUGCUGUAUACUGCAACUUUAAUAAUAAUGAGCACUUCUGAGUUCGUUAUUGAGGUUUAUAUAAUGCCUGACAUGUUUAAUUGCCGGUUUCCCUCGUCUCCCCUUCCCAAAGGCUUUCUCCUAACAGCAAGAGUAUGUUUUUGUUAGCAGCCCUUCCCAGUGGGAGGCAAUUCCUGUCAAUUGUUUCAGCUCUAGUGCCAGUCCUUUUGCAAGCCAGAAAGUCAAGAUAAAAGAUCCACCAGGCGCGUGCCGACAGGAAGCGUUAGAAAUGCACGUGUCCGAUAAUAGCAAAGACACAACAGCGCAAUUGGCUCACGGUCCGACUCUUCAGAAAGUGCCAUUUCAGGCCUACACGGGUAGAGCAACAAAAAAUGGAUCUGGCCCUUGUGGAUCAGCACCCCAAAGCCUCCUUCCAUUGUGAUGAGUUUGACGAAGGCAUUAUAUAAUUGUUUUCAUCACUUUUUCAGAUCUUAAUGAGUCGUAUUUUAUUGUAAUAUAUAUUCAUUGCUUUCCUCAGUUAAAAAGAAAGUUACUGCUUUUAUCUUAUACGAAAAACAAGGGAAUUUGAUAAGGCAUUCAUUAUUUUCAUAAUACUAGUAUUAACAGAAUAGAACUAGUACUAUUUAAUUUUAGAUCUUCAUAGCUAGCUUGUUAAUAACUCAUAUUUCCCUAUGUUGUAUCCUACUAUUUUUUUUCCUAUUUUUCCCAAAUACUCUGCAUUCUUGAGGAAAAAAAAAACAAAUCCAAUGAGUGGAUAAGUGCAAUAUUCAUAGAAUAAACAGGCCCCUCAUCCAGGACUUGGAGUGGAACGUGCAGUGUGAAAUGUUAGCAAUUCUCUAUUCAUGCACUCUUAGGGGAAGGAGAAGUGCAGGGAGAGGGGUGGCUGGAUGAAAACAGGACCCUUGGGUAGGUAGGGACCGAUAGCUGGGGUGGUUUGAGGUGGGAAUUGAUGCUUUUCAGUAAAAAAAGCAUCACCUGUUAUUGAAAGAAUAAGGAUUAUGCAGCAUGUUGCUCGGAUUACGUAUAGAACGGGCAUUGACGUCCUCACCAGUACAAGACUUCUGAGCUAUGCUUGAAACACUCUGUAUGUCACCCAUGCAUGAUACUGUCCUCUGGCAUGUCUCUGCUGGUUGCAUCCUCUGUCAUGCUUCAGAAUCGAUGACAACUUCAGAAAGGAAAAUGAUUCUGCUGGUGCAGUCCCAAGUUCUGAUACUCUAUUGUUACUUGUAUUUACUGCGAGAGCAAUGGAAAUAUUUGUACAGGUCCUUAUUCUUUUUCUUUCCUCAUUGUUAACCUAAGGAAAAAAAAAGUCCCUGUUUUAUCUGGGUUAGUUCUCACCUGCAGAAUUUCAAAGCUGAUUUGGGUGUUGAUUUCAUAUUUCUUGGCUUGCAAAGGCUGAUCUCUCAGGUCCAAAAUAAAGUUGGGCAGAAAGUUUGCUCUUCAAAAGAGGUUUUGUCUUAAAUUCUAUUUGAAUGGAAGGAGAACUUCCAUCUGUCCAAAAUAAUGUGAUUGUCCAGGUGGCAGCAAAAUCUACUACCUUUGAAAAACUGGACGGUUUUCAUUACAUGCAAGGGAAAUGUGAAAGCCAGAGCAUUUGAUUCUCUGAGCUCUGGGAAGUACAUCUCCUGUGGCUCUAGUUUGUGUCCCUGGAGAGGGGAUGUACCUCAGCUUUCUGCUUAGUUUUUGUCCUGCUGUUCUUAAGUUUGUCAAAAAAAGCCUUAAUACUACCAGAGGCCUUUGCAUUCAAACAGGAAAACCUGAGUUCUGCAGCUGUGCUGAAAGAGUAUCAAUUACAAGAGUUUGGAAGACUUCUAAUGGCUUACAAGUGAAUCUGGUUUUGAGGAGCCAGCUUAAUUCUUUCCCGUGCUCUUGUCUAAACUGGCCAGAAGUCCAUGAGCAUCAGUAGAAUUACACUGACAGAAGACCUGCAGUGGAGUGAAGCGUCUUGCGGGCGCUCAGCACAGACAGUCCUCAGUGAAAGGAAGCACCGUGCACUCGGUUCCUGUACCUCCAAGGUGCACGAGGCUGUUGAGUCUGGGUGCUCAAGUGCUAUGAUCCACUUCCCUGCAGGUCUUGCAGCUUUUUAAAACCAACUGGAGCUUUGCUGCUAUUUGCUGGUGGCUUCCCAUCACUGGCAGCUCCUUCUCUGGCAACUUCAGAUGCUAUUUAGCCGUGUAGCAAAGUGCUGUGUAUACGUGCAGCAAUUGAUAGCUGCCAACAGUACCAACAUAAAGGUCUGAGAGCAAAAGUUUGUCUAAGUUAUUUUGUUUUCAUUUGCUUGUAGUUGCUUGGUAGAAGCAGGGCUCACCAACGUGGCGAUGCAUAGGCAAUGUGUCUGCACACUUGAACUGUUUGAUGGUCUCUGCUAGCUUUGCCCAGUGUUUGUGUUUCUCUUUCUCUCUCUCUGUGCUGCUCAGUGGUCACGUCUGUUGUGUGUGGCUCUGAUAUUCAAAUAAAGUACUGUACAUAGGGCUGGAUCCAGAAGCCCCCACAGUCAGUUGGCUUUGGGUUGCCAUGUAGGUUGCCGUUGCUGCUUUUCCUCCUCCAUCUUUGACCCAACUUGAAGCAAAGCACAGACGUCUGUAGGAAAUCACCCAUAACUCUACUUCAGGGUGUCAGUUUUGUGGUGUGUGCAUGUAUUGCCAAGGGUGGAACGAGGGGAUCUUUUUUUCUUGGGUGCCCUCACACAAGGACUUGGGGCUUCUGGAGUGAGAGCUGAACUGCACGUGCAUAGGCAGAACGAGUUAGUUUCUCCCAUUUUAUUAUGUCAGGGCUGGGCUGGUCCCAUCAACAAUGUUCUACAUUUGUUCUUGCAUCAAGGUAGCAUUGAUUCUAGUUGAAGAGUGCAAUUUUUUUUUUGGUUUGUGUUUUUUUUUAAGUAAAUAAAUUUGGUGUAAAGCUUCACACUGGCGUUUUACAGACCUGUUCUUGUCGGCAUAAGCCACUACUGUCCUGAGUUGAGACUCCUGUUUGUUGCUGAAUCAGAAUAAUGGGAAUUAUGAUGCUAAUUGGGAAAGAAAUGAGAGGUAACUAUAUUGGCAAGGGAGAGAGAAAUAAAAUACAAGGGAAAAGAUGUUUCUAAUAAGGCCGUAAAUUAGUGGGCCCGACACUGCAGGUGCUUUCUCUGUGUAGGUGGUUUUAAUAUGUCACUGCUCUGUGUUGGGGUUUUCAUUAUUGAGAAAAGUUGAGUUUUUUUCACUCUGUGGUAUGCUAUGACAAUCUGUAUCCUGAAGCCAAUGAUCCACCAUGAGAAGACAAACAUGUCUGUUGUAGCUGAGGCAGUCUGUAUGUUCUGAGAGUUUGCGUGCACCAAGGUUCAGCUAAUGGAGCAGGCAAAAGUGGCUGCUCCAGGUCUGCCCACAUUGGCGCUCUGUGAAACAACCCUGCACUAGUGGCACUUGUGGGAGAAAUGGUUUGGUGAUCUUUUCCCUGAUGCUCAGGGUUAUUUGGUUACAAUGGUACCCGUCUGUCUUGGUCCCUGCUUGGUUGAGGAGAACAACAGAGGGGAGGGAGAAUCACUUGGCACUGCAGGAGAAUUUUUUAAGUACAACCUUUUAAUAUUAAAUAUUUCAGACUGCUCCAGAUAUUCCCCUUCAAAGCUGUGUUAGUGGCUUUGUAUUUGAUGUCUGAAAUGUGGCAGCUUUCUCUGUGCAAACAGUUCUUUUGUGGCUUAAGAACUUGAACUGCUUUUGGGUCACCAGGGAAGUAGUAAUAAAGAAACAAAAUCCCGUAACUGGAGUUUAGACCAGGGGAGCAUCAAAUUCUGUUCUGCCUCUGGGGGUCCCUCUGAGCACCAAGAUUCGGUUUGUUUCCAUCCUUAGAAUCAGGACAGAAGAGAACAGUGCAGUCACUGGAACUUAGCCUGCAGCAAUUAGAGAAGUGAAACAAAUGAAACAGGAAUUAAAAAUAAACCUUUUUUGAAAAAUGAAAUAGUUCAGUGAAUAGCUGACUUAACUGUUUCCUGUCUUGGAUUUUCAGGGGGCAGGGAGGGGGGGAAGUUAUAAUUAUUUCCAGUCUCUAGGAGGAAUUUUUCUGCAGCAUGCUGAGUAGGCUUGCUGAAAAGACUUGCUCAUUACUUGUGAUGAGUUCAAACCUGGAGUAUUGCAAAAGCAAAGCGUGUGUAGCAUUACAAUGACUCUUUUGUACUGAGGGUCCAAACUGAGUAUUGUGGGGUCAAUAAGCAUACAGAGACAGUGCAUUUCUGCUGGCUGGCAAACUCCAAAUCAGUGCCCUUCUUUUAUUAUGGAUUUCAUUGCAGACAGCAGUGCUUCCUACUCUGCUUGCAACGUUUGGUGACAAGCAGAUGACCCUCCUCAGUUAAGACUCUGUAUCAAAUUUCAUGUCAGGAGAAGUCUUCCCAGCACUUUGAUGGCUGCUUGGGCUGAAGUUUAGAUGCAGGUAACUCGAGGUGGCUGUUGAAAGCAGCUCAGUUGGGUGUGUACAUCUGUAGCUGUUAAUUAGCCCAAAUUAUCUCUAGAAAUGGUGGGCAAUCAGUUAUUGGGAGCCUAAAACUGUUGCUGAAUAAAGGCUGAAAUGUGAGCAGUUGUGCUCCCCUCUUAGCAGAGCAAUUGCACGUGUCUGACCUGGAAACCCUGAUGGGUUUUGCUGGCCCAAAUUUGUAUCUGGAAAAAAACCAAUAUCCAUCUAGGCCUGAUCUAAGUGAGGUUUUGUAGUGAGUUUCCUGAAUGGUUGAUGUUCUUAAUUUGACCUUGAGUAUUAGAUCCUGUUGUAAUUUCUGUGUUGGUGUAGCACUCCAUUUUCUAGUGGUUAGGUGGUGGGAAUGUACCUGGUAGGAGCUUGGGGGAGAGUAUGUCGGUGACCAGAGAUAGAGAAAUGUGUGGCUGGUCUUAGUGUGUGUGGUCAAGUUGGUGAUGCUUUUUUUUUGGUCUUUUGUUUGUUUGUUUACUUUUUAACAUGGGAACCAUUCUGUCUGUUCUGCUUGGGAAAAGGUCUAGAGCUUGGUGUGGUUUCUGUUGCAGUGUAUAUGAGAAGGAAUAACUGAGAGCUUUUUUUUUCUUUUAAGAAAGCUUAUGGGCAGGAGUCUAGUUUGGUUUGGGUUGCAAGUUAAGCCAAGAGAGGAAGAAAAUGAGUCUGGGGAAACUCCUUUUUUUGUGGUAAAAGCUUUGGAUCAUAUUUUCUUAUGGCCUUGAACGCAGCCUCACUGCAGGUAGUGGAGUCGAUAUUGUUCAUCGUACAGCUGUUAGAGCUUUUGGCUGAGUAUUAAUUCUUUCAGAGCUGACAGGUAUUUUGACAUUCGUGGCAUUGCUCCUUAAUGUACCUAUAGAAAGUGUGAGCUAGAGACAGAAAUAGUAACUGCAGGCUCACGUGUUGUCCAAUUUGUGUAAUGAUGGUGACCAGUUGGAUAAAACUGUUUGUACAGGGAACAGCUCCUGCAAGGGUCCAGAUUUGCUUGAGUCUCUUCAAGAUGCUUUCCUAGAAAAAGAAAUCACGUGCAUGACAGAAAAAUUUGCCUUUCUCAGUCAUCCCAGUAAAACUGAAACACAGACAAAUGACAUCUUUUGCCCUUAACAGUACCUUUGGCCAUUGAUGGCAAGUUACUGUUAAUGAGAGGUCAGACACCUCAGUCUGUCUGAACUGCCACAGUACACGAGGCCUUUUUGUAACCAGUCCCAGAGUCUGCAUGUAAACAUGGUAAAUCUAAACAGAUUAGAGUACUAGUUAAUGAAGAUAAGCAACUCCUCUAUGGGCCAAGACAAAAGAUGCAUUACCAGUGGGAUGACAUAGGUCUCCUUUUUGCCAAGUGAUCCUGCAGAAGUGUCUCUCAGACUUUAGCACAGACCAGCUGGGGGCCUGAGGUGCUUUGAGGACACAUACGGUAUGGUAGGCCUGGUUCUGUCAUUGGGACAACAGAAGUGCAUCUCUGUCCUAGUGAGAAUUAAGGAAGUUAUCCCAGCACAAUGUUUUUCAUUUGGAUGUGACAGUGGCGAGGGGAAACAGCUGCACAAAGUGUGAUCUUCCCCCUAAUCCAGACCCUAUGUGACAUUAGUGCACAGUCCAGAACUGGCUUCAGAGCUGUCCUCAAUGGUUAUGUCAUAGGUCAAGUGCAGUAAGUGGGCGGGUAAACAUCACCAGGUCAGCCUGUGUCAGCUCAUGUCACAGGUGUGACUGUGUCAGGGUUUUUCUGCCCUCUGCAGGACAGGGGCUGCACUUGGGACUGCCCUUUUCUCCAUGACUACCAAAUGACUACCUGCGUGCUCAGAGUUAAGAUUUGGAGUUUUCCCCUUAGAGCAACAGGUUCUGAAGCAGUGAAGUAACAAGAAAUGUUUGUUUAGGAGAUUUUAACCAUGUCUGUACCUGUAAAGGUGAAAACUCUGCAUGGGUCUCUCAACAGGGAAUGAGAAACACAAAUUGUCUUGGGCAAUUGUGCAUGUGAAGAUGCAGAGCAAAAAGUUCAGACUGUUGUGCCUAAAAGUAGAUCUUGGCGUUUCUUUUCAGGCAUUUAUUAGAACUGGUCUUAUCUUAGAGUUGAACAACGUUUAAUAAUGGUUAACUAAGAUUGCUUAAAACCUCCUGGAGGAAAAGGCAAAUUGAGUUCUGGAUACUUUUAGAGGUGGAAGUUGCAAUAAAUGUAAAAUAUUGCCAGGUGCUGCAUGAACUUCUUUUUUUUCCCCAAAGAUUGUCACAACCCUUGUGACUGUAUAUCCUGGCCCACACUAGUGCUGCGGCACAGCAGCUGGGUAGUGACACCUCUGCAAAAAGCCAUAGCCAUGUGGUGGGCAUGAGCAUAUUGGAAAAGACAAGCCUGAGAAGGGCCUGGAGUAAACUAUAUGCUUGAUAAAAGAGCUCCUGAUUUGGGCAGGCCCUGGGGAGGGUGUGGAGGACUGCCAGGGGUUCGAGGGCCGUCUUCUCAGAGUUACCACAAGUUCUUGCGAUGUGACCCUCUAACGCUUUCGGAGACUCAGGCAGAAAGGACUCGCUAAACAGACUGUACCUGUCAUCUCCCAGUUCAUUGAUUGCUUGGACCAAAGGUGGUGCUAAAUCUGAUCUUUAUCUGUAAUAUUUAUAUUUUGUUGGACUCUUUUUUUGUAGUGUUUGAUAAAACAGAUGCAGUGUCCUUCUUACAUGAGAAACUUAGUCCCGACUUGGGACACGGCAAAGCUCACAGGGCCUUCAGGGCCCAGAGUUGUUGCUUGUUAACAUUUGAACAGGCUUGCAGUGUUCUGGGGGGAGGUGGGAAAAGGGUACUCUAUCUUCAAAUGCUUGCAGACUGUAAGAAUUGACUUGUGAUUUUUGUCUGUUUGUUUGUUGGUAUUUUGUUUACAUUGCCUCUUAUGCCCUAAGGAAAAAUA